AUGGUCGUCGGCGGCUGGGAAAACGCCGUGCGUAGAGCCGCAGAUCGCGGUCUGCAGACGCUGAAGGUCAAUUGGCAUCUCGGCUUCACUUCAUUUGGUGGACCGCCUGUCCACUUCAAGAUUUUCCAUGAUAAAUUCGUUAACAAAUUGGCUUGGAUCGAUGAGCAAAUUUACCAAGAGCUGUUCAGCGUCGCUCAGGCCCUCUCCGGUCCGGGAAGCACCAAGAUGCUGUACUGCAUCAACUUGAUCCAUAGCGGAGUACUCGAAGCUAUCUUUGCGUUUCUUAUUUGGAGCUUACCCGGUUGCUUUGGCAUGUUUGGCCUCUCAAUUGGCGUCUCCAACAUCGGCGACACCCUACCUCGCGCGGUAUACGCCCUCCUAUCAGGUCUGAACGCCGCGACAGUCGGGAUCAUCGCCUUAGCAGCAGUUGAGCUUUCAGACAAAGCAAUCACGGAUCAACCUACUAGACUGGUCUUGUCAAUCACAGCCGCUGCCGGAAUGCUGUAUAAUGCUCUCUGGUACUUCCCUGCGCUCAUUGUUGCAGGCGGAUGUUGCAUUGUCAUUUACGACUACCGCUGGCUACGCCGUCCGGUUCGAGCUGUCAAGAACACUAUUCUUCGGGUGAGAAGAGGAAGGCCUACCGGAAAUGAGAACAUCCAGGGCGCUGAGAACGGAACGGGCAACGUCAAUAGUUCAACAGUUGCUCUUCGCGAACAGGAAUCUACCGAGCAGAGAGAUGGCGAACCUAGAGUCGUACCCCAGGAAUAUCGCCUCAACUUCUCAUGGAAAUCCGGCACCGCGAUCAUCGCAGUGUUCCUUGUCAGCUUCAUCGUCGUCAUUGUCCUACGAGCCACACUGACCGAUACACCACUCCUCUACAAGCUCUUUGCAAAUUUGUAUCUCGCUGGGACUAUCAUCUUUGGAGGUGGUCCUGUCGUCAUUCCCCUGCUUCGCGAGUACAUCGUCGCUGAGGGUUGGGUUACACCGCGUGACUUUCUCAUUGGUCUAGCUAUAGCCCAAGCUUUCCCUGGACCAAACUUUAACUUUGCUGUGUUCCUGGGUGGCCUUACAGCUGCGAACAAUGGAUAUCCUGCCAUUGCGGGAGCGCUGAUUGCCUACCUCGGUAUAUUUGUCCCCGGUAUGGUUCUCGUUCAUGGAACAAUGGGUGUAUGGGGAGUUUUGAGAUCUCGACGCUGGGUUAAGUCUGCGGUGCGAGGCAUCAAUGCCGGUGCUGUUGGAUUGAUCUACACGGCUGUCUAUAGGAUUUGGCAGGUUGGAUAUAUAGAUCAGGGCUUCCAGUCUGGCAAGAGUCUUGCUGACGAUCCUUGGUGGGUUGUUGUUACUGCAACGGCUUUUGUGGGGGGACGAUUCUUUGGUGUCGCACCGCCGUUGGCGAUUCUACUUGGUGCUUCGUUGGGGUUACUGAGGUAUGGCAUUGUUACAGCAUGA
Molecule: messenger RNA, 1449 nt
Organism: Fusarium oxysporum Fo47
Lineage: Eukaryota; Fungi; Ascomycota; Sordariomycetes; Hypocreales; Nectriaceae
Product: chromate transporter-domain-containing protein
Exons: 4
Coding region: 1-1449 (482 amino acids)
Biological process (GO): chromate transport
Molecular function (GO): chromate transmembrane transporter activity
Source: RefSeq, a predicted model, not a curated record